AUGCGUCUUUGUCUGUUUCAGGUGACCAAGAAGGUGAAGUCCAUCCAGAUGUUCCGUAAGCCUGUCUCGGCUGCGAUGCAGGGCGACCGCGUGGGCGUGUGCGUGACCCAGUUUGACCCCAAACUCCUGGAGCGCGGCGUGGUGUGCACUCCCGGCUCCCUGCGCACGCUCUACGCCGCCGCCAUCUCUGCGCGCAAGAUUGGCUACUUCAAAGGCGCGCUGUCGACCCGCGCCAAGUUCCACAUCACCGUGGGACAUGAGACCGUGAUGGCCAAAGUGUCAUUCUUCGGGCUGCCACCGGGAGCAGCAGACGUACAUUCGCCUGCGCCAAAUCCACUAGAAACCGUUUUUGAUUUUGACAGAGAGUAUUUCUACCAAGAUGAGUAUAUGACUGGUCAAGGGGAAGGGCAAGGUGCGGAUCCGGAGCAGUGGGCGCUUUUGGAGUUCGAGAGGCCGGUCACGUGUCCGCUGUUCUGCCUGGUGAUUGGUUCGAAGCUGGACACGGACAUUCAUGCCAACGCGUGCCGCUUGGCCUUCCAGGGACGACUGCUGCAAGGUUUUGAAGAGAAGAACUACGCAGAGACGGAGCUUCCCAAACUCAGGAUCUACAAGAGCAAGCAGAGGGAGGGUCAAGUAGAGCGGAUCACAGACGACUACACGGUGAUCGGUCGCAGUCUGUUCAAGAAGGAGACGAACUUGCAGCUGUUCGUGGGGUUAAAGGUCACGCUGUCGUCCGGAGAGCACGGCGUCAUCGAGGGCGGAUUCGGCCAAAGCGGCAAGUUCAAGAUCCGGAUACAAGAGGGCCUGCUCCCGGAGACAAAGCAGCUGCUGAACUCGGCCUCGAAGAAGAAGAGUAAAUCUGGAGCUAAAGGACAAACGGAGGAGGAGCUCAGGGCGGAGCCGCUGCAGCCGGUCUCCAUCGUGCUCCACUUCAAACGCUACGUGUUCGACCCUCACAAGAAGAUGGUCCAGUCCUGA
Molecule: messenger RNA, 978 nt
Organism: Knipowitschia caucasica
Lineage: Eukaryota; Metazoa; Chordata; Actinopteri; Gobiiformes; Gobiidae
Source: the annotation of a GenBank genome assembly